Molecule: messenger RNA, 3460 nt
Organism: Grus americana (Whooping crane)
Lineage: Eukaryota; Metazoa; Chordata; Aves; Gruiformes; Gruidae
Gene: PRKCB
Product: protein kinase C beta
Exons: 17
Coding region: 156-2168 (670 amino acids)
Biological process (GO): protein phosphorylation
Molecular function (GO): diacylglycerol-dependent serine/threonine kinase activity; ATP binding; zinc ion binding
Source: RefSeq, a predicted model, not a curated record
CGGUGCCGGGUGUGUGUCGGCGCCUGCCGCCAGCUGCAGCCAGAGGUGCCGAGCGCAGCCGAGCCCCGGCCCCAGCUGCAGCGGACGGACCGCGCCGGACCGGACCGGACCGGACCGAGCCGAGCCGAGCCGGCGGCCGGCAGCCCGCGCAGAGCAUGGCCGAGCCGCCGGCGGCGCCGGGCCCCGAGGGCGAGGAGGGCCCGGUGCGCUUCGCCCGCAAGGGCGCCCUGCGACAGAAGAACGUGCACGAGGUGAAGAACCACAAGUUCACGGCGCGGUUCUUCAAGCAGCCCACCUUCUGCAGCCACUGCACCGACUUCAUCUGGGGCUUCGGCAAGCAGGGCUUCCAGUGUCAAGUUUGCUGCUUCGUCGUGCACAAGCGGUGCCAUGAGUUCGUUACCUUCUCCUGCCCCGGUGCUGAUAAAGGUCCUGCCUCGGAUGAUCCCCGGAGCAAACACAAAUUUAAAAUCCACACAUACUCCAGCCCCACCUUUUGUGACCACUGCGGGUCGUUGCUGUACGGGCUCAUUCACCAGGGGAUGAAAUGUGACACCUGUAUGAUGAAUGUGCACAAGCGCUGCGUGAUGAACGUCCCCAGUCUGUGUGGGACGGACCACACCGAGCGUCGGGGACGGAUAUACAUCAGGGCUGACAUUGAGAAGGAUGUGCUCACCGUUGUAGUAAGAGAUGCUAAAAACCUAGUUCCUAUGGAUCCUAAUGGCCUGUCAGAUCCCUACGUGAAGCUUAAACUAAUCCCCGACCCCAAAAAUGAAAGCAAACAGAAGACCAAAACUAUCAAGUGCUCCCUGAAUCCUGAGUGGAACGAAACAUUUAAAUUCCAACUGAAAGAGGCGGACAAAGACAGGCGGUUGUCUGUGGAGAUUUGGGACUGGGAUCUGACCAGCAGGAACGAUUUCAUGGGCUCCUUGUCCUUCGGGAUUUCUGAGCUGCAGAAGUCGGGAGUCGAUGGAUGGUUUAAGCUGCUGAGCCAGGAGGAGGGGGAGUAUUUCAACGUCCCGGUGCCUCCUGAGGGAGAAGAAGGAAAUGAGGAACUGAGGCAGAAGUUUGAGAGAGCCAAGAUUGGAACAGGGUCCAAGGCUGCGGAUGAGAAGACAACAAAUGCCAUUUCUAAAUUCGACAACAACGGGAGCAGAGAUCGGAUGAAACUUUCGGAUUUCAAUUUCCUGAUGGUGCUGGGAAAAGGAAGCUUUGGGAAGGUGAUGCUGGCGGAGAGGAAGGGCACGGACGAGCUCUACGCCGUUAAGAUCUUGAAAAAGGAUGUCGUUAUCCAGGACGAUGACGUAGAGUGCACAAUGGUUGAAAAACGCGUCCUGGCUCUCUCCGGGAAGCCUCCGUUCCUGACCCAGCUCCACUCCUGCUUUCAGACGAUGGAUCGCUUGUAUUUCGUGAUGGAAUACGUGAACGGUGGGGACUUAAUGUACCAGAUCCAGCAGGUUGGGAGGUUUAAAGAGCCACAUGCUGUAUUCUACGCAGCAGAAAUAGCCAUCGGCCUCUUCUUCCUGCAGAGCAAAGGCAUCAUUUAUCGAGACCUAAAGCUGGACAACGUGAUGCUGGAUAGCGAGGGGCACAUAAAGAUCGCAGACUUUGGCAUGUGCAAGGAGAACAUCUGGGACGGGGUGACUACCAAGACCUUCUGCGGCACUCCAGACUACAUUGCACCUGAGAUAAUUGCUUAUCAGCCCUAUGGGAAGUCCGUGGAUUGGUGGGCAUUUGGAGUCCUGCUCUAUGAAAUGUUAGCUGGCCAGGCUCCCUUUGAGGGAGAAGAUGAAGACGAGCUCUUCCAGUCCAUCAUGGAGCACAAUGUAGCCUACCCCAAGUCCAUGUCCAAGGAGGCAGUUGCAAUCUGCAAAGGGCUGAUGACCAAGCACCCUGCCAAGCGACUGGGAUGUGGGCCAGAAGGGGAGCGGGACAUCAAGGAGCACGCCUUCUUCCGCUACAUCGACUGGGAUAAGCUGGAGCGCAAGGAGAUCCAGCCUCCCUUCAAGCCAAAGGCUAAAGACAAACGAGACACUUCCAACUUCGACAAAGAGUUCACCCGGCAGCCGGUGGAGCUCACGCCCACGGACAAACUCUUCAUCAUGAACUUGGACCAGAACGAGUUUGCUGGAUUCUCCUACACUAACCCCGAGUUUGUCAUUAACGUGUAGUCGCGGCGCAGCCGCCGCCCUCCCUCUCCUCGCAGUCCGAAACUCCAGAUCGCCUUGUACAUACCGACACUAGUCUUCCGGGAUUAGCAGUGCAGACAUACAUACCCUCAUGCGAAACACGCCGACCACUUGUUUUAGGAGGCCUUCCUAUGUCUGUGUCACUUGCUAGCUUGGUUUCCCUAGCUGGAGAUGUUUGGGGUUCGAGUUAACAGUCAGUAAUGCUUCUAGGAACUAUAGUUGGUGGUGACUAAUAGAGUUUUUAAACAGAAAUAUACCAAAUUGCUACAGUCUUUGUAAUUUUUGAAAUCGGAUGCUGAGAUUUCCAGUGACCCUAGCUACUCACAAAUCGUUUCUGUUGAAUGCUAAGCAUGGUUGAUAUCUUAAACCGUUGUGCUGAAGCUUGCGAUGACUGUGAGCUUGUCUUAGAGGAGCCUUUUGUUCGAGACAUGGAUACAUUUGAUCAGUGUGGAAAAGUCUGCUUAUAGACACAUAUUUUUCAAUGCAUUGUAUAUACCGUCAGCCUGGCUCACCGAAGCCGUCUUCCUCCCUCGCCUCCCGCAAGCCUGCACCUCGCCAUACGGCCUUUCCUACACUCAGGCAUUAAGACUCCAAACGAAUUCCAUGCCAGUUCUUGUAAAUCAGAGCAAAUCUUUUUCUAAGUGAAAGGUGGGAUUUUUUUUUUUUUUUUAACAUCUGGAACAGUUUGCAGUUUUGAUACACUCUGUCAGUACUCUCAUAAAUCUUUCUCCUGUUUUUUUCACAGACACUGUCAAAAUUUAACAGCUCUGUAAAGGAUAUUAAUAUUCUACCAAAACAAAACACAUUUAUAUUCUCGGUUUACAACUUACCAACUGAAAAUACGCCCGCUACAAAAGGGCUGUACUGAGGGCUAUUUAUAAAGGUAACUUUUCUACUUUACACCCUCUGCUAUUAUCUUAAAGGCUCAAACCCCAUGAAUUUUACAGACAUCUUGAUUCACCUGAUUUCAGCCAAAAUUCCUGGGGGUUUUAUUCAAUAAUCCAGGACCUUCUGCAUCGUUUCAAAAAUUCUGAAUCAGAAGAGACAAUUCCAGCAGCUGUUUGUAAGGCAGAGCUGGCAGGGAGGGCAGGGGCGGGCAGGGGCGGGCAGGAGCUGCCCGUUGGUGGCAAGUCUCGCUCGCUGUUGGGUUCGCAGCAGGGUGAGCCCCGAGUUUGAGCAUCCUUUGAGUCACUGGCUGUUAUUCCUCUCUUACUACACACCGGUUUGAUUGGUUUGCAACAAAACCCCAAGCCCCAUAUGUAUAUUUUCUGAAC